Ochotona princeps (American pika) is the source of this 1450-nucleotide messenger RNA. It is a transcript of the gene DNAJC9, whose product is annotated as DnaJ heat shock protein family (Hsp40) member C9. Gene Ontology annotation, molecular function: heat shock protein binding. Gene Ontology annotation, cellular component: cytoplasm; nucleus. NCBI's taxonomy places the organism in Eukaryota, Metazoa, Chordata, Mammalia, Lagomorpha, Ochotonidae. The coding region runs from base 133 to 909 and encodes 258 amino acids. The record is from RefSeq and is a predicted model, not a curated record. The transcript has 5 exons.
GCUGCGCGGCGCCGCUUGUGACGCAGGCGCCCUCGGGUUUUUGGGCGGGAAAAAGCGAGCGCCCGGGUGGAGCGGCGGCCGCUGUAGCUCCCUGUUGGCCGAGGUCGCCCAGUCCGCCCACCGCGCCCUGCUAUGGCACUCCUGGAGCUGUGCGAGCAAGUGUUCGGGACCGCUGACCUGUACCGGGUGCUGGGCGUGCGGCGCGAGGCCUCGGACGGCGAGAUCCGGCGCGGUUACCACAAGGUGUCCCUGCAAGUGCACCCCGACCGGGUGGGCGAGGGUGAUAAGGAGGACGCCACCCGCCGCUUCCAGAUCCUGGGGAGAGUUUACUCCGUGCUGAGCGACAAAGAGCAGAGAGCGGUGUACGAUGAACAGGGGACCGUGGACGAAGACUCGACCGUGCUCAGCCAGGACCGGGACUGGGAGUCGUACUGGAGGUUGCUCUUUAAAAAGAUAUCCUUAGAGGACAUCCAGGCUUUCGAAAAGACGUACAAAGGCUCGGAGGAAGAGCUGGCAGACAUCAAGCAGGCCUACCUGGACUUCCAGGGUGACAUGGACCGGAUCCUGGAGUCGGUUCUCUGCGUGCAGUACUCAGAGGAGCCCAGGAUACGGGACGUCAUUCAGCAGGCCAUCGAUGCUGGAGAGGUCCCAGCCUACAAGGCCUUUGUCAAGGAAUCGAAGCAAAAGAUGAAUGCCAGGAAAAGAAGGGCUCAGGAAGAAGCUAAAGAAGCCGAGAAGAGCAGGAAGGAGCUGGGGCUGGAAGAAGGCGUGUGUAACCUGAAAGCACUCAUUCAGAGCAGACAAAAGGAUCGGCAAAAGGAAAUGGACAACUUUCUGGCUCAGAUGGAGGCAAAGUACUGCAAACCUAAAGGAGGGAAAAAAACAGCUCUCAAGAAAGACAAGAAAUAGGGGCUUGUUUCUCUUUAGAUCUGCUUCUGGCAUUACCUACCUGGGUGUCCCCGCAGGCACGGUAGUCAAAGUUUGAAGGCAAAAGUGAAACCCUUGAGAGAAAUUUUCUUGCGAGCCUCAAUUAUUCUUACUAACAAGAACAGGACAGUGUUUCCUAGAAGGCACUGGAUGUUGCGGGAGGAGCUUACGUGCAGGACUUUGGUGAUGGUUGGGAGGGAGGCUGGUUCCUAACAGCACUGCUUCAAGGGCUUCUGUGCUGCCGGGCCUUCUGGCUAGAGCAUGCAUCUGUGCGCACUGCUCAGUGAUGUCACCUGUCAGCUGGCACUGUACCUGAGUAGAACCAAGUCAGGCCACUGCUGAACAACACAUUUCCAAAUAGCUGCUGCUUUGCUUCUGUGUGUAGUGAUUUUGAACUCGCCUUCUCUCCUACUUGUUUUACUUAGUCUGGGUUAUUCCUUGGACGUCUGUGAGAAAGGUGUUAAAAUUACUGUGUGUGUGUUUUUAAAAAUUGUAUGUGAUUAAAUAAACACAUGAAAAAUGA